Desarmillaria tabescens is the source of this 1327-nucleotide messenger RNA. RefSeq lists its product as uncharacterized. NCBI's taxonomy places the organism in Eukaryota, Fungi, Basidiomycota, Agaricomycetes, Agaricales, Physalacriaceae. The transcript has 5 exons. The record is from RefSeq and is a predicted model, not a curated record. The coding region runs from base 282 to 1151 and encodes 289 amino acids.
AUCACAGCCAUCUCUUGACAUUCGACCACGACGAUCCGAUUCUUAUUCCUGCUCUCGAGGCUACGACACACGAAAAUUACGAACAGAAUUCGUUUCUGAACGAACACACUGCAAAAUCGAAGGACUUGGCCAGCGACAGAAAAGGCUCCGAAAGCAGCCACUCUGGCUUCCAUUACUAUCACUUCGGAGCAAAGCGAGCACACUCGAUACGUGAAACCACGCGACGGAAGCGAGACAGAAACAGUUGAUUGAAUUGGUUUAUGUAAACAUAUAAAGCGAUCAUGGCAUCAUCGACACCUCCGCUAAUACCGCUCCCGGCACCAGAAUCCGAAGAGAUGAUCGACAGAUUCGCCACAUUGUUCUCACCACCCACACCUCACGCAUCUCCCACCAACACACCACCGCCAUCCACCUUCUCCAUCCUUACCGACUCGCCCCACUCCCCAGACGGAGAAUUCGGCGCCUUUGUCUUUGUCCCGCCCUCCCAAGACCCACUAGCAACUACCCCAUUCUCACCUGUGCAUACAGAGCCCCACACUACUCACGCGUUCUUCGACGAGGCGAAACGUGCGCAGGAGCGGAAUAAACGGGAUGUGCUGGACGAACUGUUGCUAGACGAGCCUUUGUUUCGUUCGAAGGACCUGUCACCGCCACCGCCACCACCUCCACCAGUUGAGAUUGACAUGACCUCAGAUAUGGAUGACGACUUUUUCAGUGCCAAAACAUCCAGUCUCUCAUCUUCCCUGGUAUCCAUCGCACCCUCGUCUCGAUACCGCCACUCCCCUCCCUCCCGCACAUCCACACUCUCAGCAGCGACGCCCGCCCCACCCAUAGCAUCCACCUCAUCCGUCUCACUUCCCAUCACACCCCACACACAAACCCUCCCCUCCCGAUGGAUGAGCACCUUCCUCCCACCCUCCUCGCCCUCCGCACGCGCAACCCUCGACUCCCUCUUCGACCACCACCACCUCGACCCAGCCCCGCCCCGCCCACACUCCGUCGUCCCCGUCGAGAUAACCCACGAGAACACCCUUCGCACCACACGGCAGCUCCUCCGAGACGUCCUCCUGUGGUGUACAUCCCUCCGACGGGCGCACCGGGGUACCGCGGGGAAGGGUACGAAUGGGAUAAAGGCUUCUCGAAGGACCUAGAGAGGGAAGCUGGCGAAUAAGGAGAAUCGGCAUGAGAGGGCUCCGUCGGCUCCUCUUCCUCCUCCCCGGCGAAUAUGGGAGAUAGUAUCGAGAGGAAGAUGGGCGACGUGGAGUUGAGAGGGAGGAGAGAGAAUACGGUGGGCGUGUUGGAUGCUGUGCUAGCGAAUAUGAUCCGC